UAGUAUUCGUCCGUGAAUUAUCGAUUAUGUUACUGUUUACAUAUCGGGUUGUCUUCGGUUUUUGUGUUUCCUAAUUUUUUUUUUAAUCCUCAUUUGCAUGAAAGGGGGGUAUCUGUAGUCAUUUGGUAUUUAAUUGGAAGUAUUUAUCUAAUGGCUAUAUAUAAUGAUUAAUUAGUGAGGGACUUUGUUAUAUGUAUGGGAUGGAAAUCGAAGAAGACUGCAGAAAUAAAACUUUUGAAAAUAUUAGGAUAUUUAAACGCUUAACCGGAGAACUAACGAAUGUAAACAGUAAUAUGGUUCAUUCACAAGACUGUAUAAAAGUUUUGGUAGGAAAGGAAAUGUUUGGUUCCGUUCUCUGAAUUCAGUUUUAAAUGAAUCUGUUGACCUUUGACGUUUUUCAUAAAAAUAGCACACAAUACAAAGUGCCGACAGGUCGUAGGGUUGCAUGUAGUGAAGUAGCAGUUUAACCAGUUAUGGAAUUCUGAAUUCCUUUACUUAAAACAUGUGGAAUAGAUAACCUUCGUAAACUGAUUUCGCGGCGAUGGAUGAACUAAUAUUCCAUGCCUCGCAGAGAUUAGAAGCCCUUCAGAUUCGACUCUUGUGCAGCGUCCAGAACUUCCGAAACAGUGUGCAGGUGUAUUCUGAACAAAUUCAAAAUGCAGUAGUGGAAGCAUUAAAUAGCCCGCGAGGACUUUAUGUGCAGGAGGGGCUACAUAACACUUGGGCCGCUGUUCUGAGAGUUGGAAACGACGUUAAAAGCGUGGCGAAUCGAGAAUACAUAUACGAUGUGUAUACCCGUGUACUUCGAAUCGUACUUUCUGAUGCAUAUGACUUGAAUGUGUACUAUAGCUGCCUAUUCUUUGUGGUUGGAGGAGCUCUUGGCUUUACUAUUGGACUAUCAUGGAGGAGGACACCACAAUCUUCUCAGAGGAUGAAGGCAAUAGGCUGCAGUUAUUAUGGGGGCAUAGAUGCUGUUCAGCUGCUUGAUGAUGUGCCUAUCCCAUCUGUAAAGAAACCUGAUGAACUUUUGAUACAAGUGAAGGCAGCUUCUGUAGAUCCUGUUGAUAUUCUUAUAUGUUCUGGCUAUGGAAGAGUGCUGCGUAGACUACUCCACAGGUAUAAUAGUAAUGUGAAACAAGAAUUUCCAAUAGUAUUGGGUAGAGACUGUGCCGGCAUUGUCAUAGAAAUUGGUCAGAAGGUCAAUCACUUUGAUAUUGGUGAUGAAGUAUGGUUUUCUAUUCCAUACUGGCUCUCUGGAACUCUUGCUGAAUAUGUUGUUAUAACAGAAAACGUAAUAGCUAAAAAGCCUAAAGGAAUCAGAUUUGAAGUUGCAGCAAGUGUCCCAUAUUCAGGAAUGAUUGCAUGGAAUGCAGUUGUUUCUCAGGCUCAUCUGAAUUCCGUAGCUGCUAGUGGGAAAAGAAUAUUAGUCCAUACUGGAUGUACAGCUGUUGGAGUGAUAAUACUGCAGCUUGCACGUCUGUGGGGUGUUCACGUAACUGUGACUUGUCCACACAGGGCAAUACCAGUUGCGCAAGCUUUAGGUGCAGACUGUAUUGUUUCUGACCAGCAGCCAGAUGUUGAGAAGCAGCUUUCAGAACAUGAUAGGUUUGAUUUUGUCUUCAAUACAGUUGGACAUGCAGCUGAUGAACUGUGCCUAAAAUUUUGCAAAGAUGAUGGCCUUGUUAUAACAACUGUAGCAAGCCCAUUAGCUGCUGACAACUAUGGGCUCAUUUUUCGAUUGUUGUACAGCCUCUGGGUUCGCUUAAAAUGCUUUUUUAGGGUCUGUUUUGGGGCUAAUGCUUGGAGUUUAAUGGAUGAAUCUCCUGUAUCACUGAAUGAAUUAGGAAAAUUAGUAGAAGAUGGAAGUCUGCAGCCAGUUGUGGACAAAAUAUUUUCACCUCAGGAUGCAGAACUUGCCUUCCAGCAUGCUGACUCUUGUGAUGCAGUUGGAAAGACAAUAAUAAGGUUCAGAUCUCCAAAUGGCUGUACAUGUGGAGCUUAUGCACCCUAGUGAGCAGAUGAUCCUGGAUGAUGCAAGAUUGUAUUUAUCAUUUGAAAUACAUGUGUCACCAUUUGAUGAACUACAGUAUUGAUUUCACAAUAGUCAUAUAAAUGCAACUGCAUUUGCAUUAAUUUGCAGGGCAUUUAUUGUUUCAGUAUCACCAUUUACUGUUUAAUUUUGUUAAUAUGUGUAUAAUGGGCUGAUAUUAGAUGGUGUUUGUAUUGGUUUGUAGUAAUUGACAGUAUGCUGAUUUUGCAUGGUGUAUUGUAAUCUGUUACUUUUAAAUGUUACACUGAACCACACUAUGGUGCUUUGCUGUUUUCUUCCUUUAUAUUCAACUAAAAUCAUUGAACUAAAUGUUGGUGCAUUCAGUGAGAACUUUCUUCAUUCUUUGGAGUGUCUUACUCUCAGGUGGCUACUCAUUCAUUAAAAAUUCUAAGAGAGUAAAAAGUUGUUUUAUGGAGAUGUUUUUUUCAGCUAAGUCCCCAGCACUGUGAACAAAUUGACUCAAAUAUACUACUCUGGACUUUAGAAAAACAGGAUAUUUAUUUUAUUUGAAAUUGGGUUUCUUAUUUGUAUAUCACUGUAUUUCAUUUUGCAUGAAACGGGAAUAAGAGUGUGUUAAUCUUUAAGAAGACUUUAUCAAAUAAACUUUUAUUAUUUUUAUUUUAUUAUGGCUUCUUGUCGUCUUACUACAACAAGACACUGAUCGGUUUCUUUGAUUUGAAGGUGAGAAAAAAUGAAAUAAAAGAAAACAGAGCUUUCACUAUAAAUCAUUACUGUGUGACUUCACUGUAGGAUUAUUUGAGAAUUUUUUAAUGAUAUUCCAGGCUGUUAUUUAUGUUUCUGCUGUUGCUACCAACAGAAAAGGUUUUCAGUGGUCAUCUUCCAUGAACGCUUUGUGAUAGAACAGGAAAUUUUUAUUCAUAUGGCGCAAUGUUUCACAGUUAACUGUCUUUUGGACCAAAGUCAGUUUAAUUUUUGAUAUUACAUUGCAGUUAUUACUCAGCAGUUUGUAUACUUGUAGAAAUGUAAUCAGUAAGGCAAAAGAUCUACUAUGCAGUUACAUAAUGUUACAACAACAAAUCUUUGAGAUAUUUGGAACUAGCAGAGACCUGCAGUGUGUGACAAUAAAGCUUUAAAAUUGUUCCAUUGUAUGAAAGCUAGCAGUUCGUAGGAGGGUAAUUAAGAAAGGAUGAUCUUACACAGUUUUAAUACUGGUAUAUAGCACUAAUAAAAUGAAUAUAGUGCCUUACAGUACAAAUAUUUUGUUAAGUGUUAAAAUACAUUGUUAAUGCAUAUAUUUUUUGAAAUAUGUAGCAAUUAUAAAUAAAUCAGAGAUG
Molecule: messenger RNA, 3345 nt
Organism: Schistocerca gregaria
Lineage: Eukaryota; Metazoa; Arthropoda; Insecta; Orthoptera; Acrididae
Product: reticulon-4-interacting protein 1 homolog, mitochondrial-like
Exons: 9
Coding region: 542-2011 (489 amino acids)
Cellular component (GO): mitochondrion
Molecular function (GO): oxidoreductase activity
Source: RefSeq, a predicted model, not a curated record